AUGAGAACAGCCAAACUGUUGUGCUACAAGGGGCUGGGGGUUGGCGAUGUGACCAUCAUCCGUGCUCUGGCUAAGGCGACUGGGAGGAAGGAGGCGGUGGUUAAGUCGAAUCGACUCAAAAGCGUUUCAGAGCCCGUGCCCCCUUGUUGCCCCACGUUUUUGGGUCCACGAGGAAAAGACAAGAUUGGCGACGAGUGUGGCGACCUGGGGCUGGUGGCGAAGGCCAGCCGCACCACGCAGCGCAUGAUGAUGCAGCCGGCGCCACUCACGUGCCACAAGGUCUUUGAAGCCUUCCGAUUCAUCGCCAAGGAGUCAGGCAGUCAGAGUGUGGAGAAGAAGCGGGCGCGGAUAAAGCAGCUGCUGGUGUCGGCGCGGCAGCAGGGAGCCGCAGCUGCUGUCAUGCACGAGGACUUCCGAGAGGGCACCGGUGUUGCUGCUGGUGAUGCUGCCGCUGCUGCUGCUGGUGCUGCUGGUGCUGGUGGUGGUGGUGCGGGUGGUGACGAUAAGGAUGGGGCAAUAAGGAGGUUGGGGAUGGGGCUGCUGCGGCAGUUGGGAGAGGAGGGGAUGGGGGGACGGAGGGAGAGGUUGAGGAAAAAUGGCCGGGGAAGGAGAGUCAAGGAGGGAAAGGUGCUUUCAAAGAGGGAAAAACUGGCUCGACUGCCGGGAAGACUAGAAGAGGCAGUGCGCAUCAUGAAGCAUGCGUACUCAGUCCUCCCAGUUUACGACCAGUUGUUUCCAUCCCUAUUAAGAGACGGCAUAUGGGGCCGUUCCCGAGGCGUGUCACUGCAGGGGCUGACGUUCACGUGCGAGUAUAAGUACGAUGGGGAGCGCACACAGGUGCAUGGGCUAGCGGACGGCACAGUGCAGAUCUACAGCCGCAAUGCGGAGUGCACCACUGGCAAGUUCCCCGACCUCGUACAGGCUGUGAUCACGUCUCAAAACCCCUCUUCUCCCCCGUUUCCCCUCUCCCUUACUGGCAUGCGCAAGAAGGUUUACGUGAAGACCUUUGUGCUGGAUGUAGAGGCAGUGGUGUACGACAGGGAGAGCGACAGGGUGGCUGUGGCGCACAAGAAGGGCCCACGUUUAUGUUGGAUGCAGAGGGCAGUGGCGUAUGACAGGAGGAGAGACAAGAUUCUGCCGUUCCGGUUGCUUAGUUCUCCUCUGUUUCCCCUCUUCCUUACUUGCAGGCACAAGAAAAGUCACGUGCAGACGUUUGUAUUGGAUGCAGAAGCAGUGGCGUACGACAGGGAGAGCGACAAGAUUCUGCCCUUCCAGGUGUGCAUGUUCGCAUUCGUCUGCUCUACCUCAACGGCCCAGCAGCUGCUCACAGAGAAGCUCGUGCGGCGGAGAGAGGUGAGGGCACGGCAGAGAGGUGAGGCACCACAGAGAGGUGAGGCACGGCAGGACAGGAUGACUUUUGAGUCGACUCAAAAGUCAUCUCGCCAGCAGCUGCUCACAGAGAAGCUCGUGCGGCGGAGAGAGCUGCUGCUGGAGUCGUUUGAGGCGGCCAAGGGCGAGUUCCAGUUCGCGACGGCCAUCACGACCAGCAAGGAGGAGGAGCUGCAGGCGUUCUUUGACGACGCUGUCAACCACAGCUGCGAGGGCGCCAUGGUGAAGACCCUGGACGUGGAUGCCACAUACGAGCCGGCCAAGAGGAGCAACAACUGGCUCAAGCUCAAGAAGGACUACAUGGAAGGGUGCGGUGGGGAUGGGUCGUGUGUGUGGUGGUGUGGUGGGGAUGGGUCGUGCGUGUGGUGGUGUGGUGGGGAUGGGUCGUGCGUGUGGUGGUGUGGUGGGGAUGGGUCGUGCGUGUGGUGGUGCGGUGGAAAGGACUACGUUGAAGGGUGGGGCCUGGCUAGAUUGUGUGUGACUCUCUCUCUCUCUCUACUCUUCUCUCCCUCGCUCCGUUCUCACCCUCACUCUGACCCUCUUCCUCGCUCCGUUCUCACCCUCACUCUGACUCUUCUUCCUCGCUCCGUUCUCACCCUCACUCUUCACCCUUCCGUUCUCACACUGACUCUUCUCCCUCACUCUGUUUUCACGCUCGCCCUUCUCCCUCACUCUGUUCACUCUGUUCUCUCUGCUCCCUCACUCUCUUCACUCUGUUCUCUCUGUUCCCUCACUCUCUUCACUCUGUUCUCUCUGCUCCCUCACUCUGUUCACUCUGUUCUCUCUGGUCCCUCACUCUCUUCACUCUGUUCUCUCUGCUCCCUCACUCUCUUCACUCUGUUCUCUCUGCUCCCUCACUCUCUUCACUCUUUUCUCUCUGCUCCCUCACUCUCUUCACUCUGUUCUCUGGUCUCCCUCACUCUCGUCACUCUGUUCUCUCGUCGCCCUCACUCUCGUCACUCUGUUCUCUCGUCUCCCUCACUCUCGUCACUCUGUUCUCUCGUCGCCCUCACUCUCGUCACUCUGUUCUCUCGUCUCCCUCACUCUCGUCACUCUGUUCUCUCGUCUCCCUCACUCUCGUCACUCUGUUCUCUCUGCUCCCUCAAUCUCUUCACUCUGUUCUCUCUUCUCCCAAACUCCCUCCCAAUCAGGCUGGGCGACUCCUUGGACCUUGUGCUCAUCGGGGCGUUCCACGAGGUGCCUCAUGAUCCCCCACUACCCUCACUCCCGCUGGGCGACUCCUUGGACCUUGUGCCAAUCGGGGCGUUCCAUGGCCGUGGCAAACGAACAGGUGUCUUCGGGGCGUUCCUCCUGGCGUGCUACGACCCUGACACGGAGGAGUACCAGUCCAUCUGCAAGAUCGGCACCGGCUUCUCCGAAGCAGCGCUGGAGGAGCGAUCCGCAUCGCUGCGCAAGCGAGUCAUUGACAAGCCGCCUGUGAGUGCAGUGGUGGGUGGGGCGGUGUGGGCCCUACUAUCGUAUGGGGAGACGCUAGGAGUGGAAGUGUGGUUCGAGCCGUCAGAGGUGUGGGAGGUGCGGGCGGCGGAUUUGUCCAUUAGUCCCGUGCACCGGGCGGCAACCGGGCACGUGAAUGAGACGAAAGGAAUCGCUCUGCGCUUCCCCCGGUUCCUGAGGCUGCGAGAUGAUAAGAGCGCGGAGCAGGCCACUUCCAGCGAACAGGUGAGCUUGGGGAUGGGGGGGUAG
Closterium sp. NIES-65 is the source of this 3093-nucleotide messenger RNA. NCBI's taxonomy places the organism in Eukaryota, Viridiplantae, Streptophyta, Zygnematophyceae, Desmidiales, Closteriaceae. The record is from the annotation of a GenBank genome assembly.